This is a messenger RNA of Aspergillus novofumigatus IBT 16806, 1273 nucleotides long. RefSeq lists its product as uncharacterized. The coding region runs from base 101 to 1099 and encodes 332 amino acids. Lineage: Eukaryota; Fungi; Ascomycota; Eurotiomycetes; Eurotiales; Aspergillaceae. The transcript is spliced from 3 exons. The record is from RefSeq and is a predicted model, not a curated record.
GACAAUAAGUGAUGCUAUACAGAUUUAUCUUCAUCAAGAGACGGUGCUGUCAUCAGUUUCAAAAUCUUUGAGUAUAACCUGACCAAAAAUUGAAGAAGGCAUGCCUCUCACUGAAGAGCAAAAGCAGCAUUGGCUGGAACACGGCUUCAUCAAGAUCCCUCAAUGUUUCACUAAGCAAGAUGCCGACAACUGGACAGCCUCCAUCUGGGCUCGCCUGGGCAUCUCUCCGACGGACAAGUCUACUUGGAAUAGUGAACGAGUCAACAUGCCAGGUCAUACAGUUGUUGACGUGAAAGACUUCGCGCCCAAGGCGUGGGAUGCGAUCUGUGAGCUCGUCGGCGGGGAAGACCGGGUAACGGAUUGGUGCAAAGGCUGGCGAGACUCGUGGAUCAUCAAUCUCGGUAGGCCAGAAUACAAGCCUGAUGACCCAUUGGACUUCCGCACCUUGGACAACUGGCAUAAUGAUGGAGACUGGUUCACGCAUUUCCUGGAUAGCGGGGAGCAAGCGCUCUUGGUGAUUCCCCUAUUCAGCGAUAUCAGACCCAGGGGAGGUGGAACUGUUUUAUGCACUGAUGGAAUUGGCCUUGUAGCUAAGCAUCUGUACGACCACCCCGAAGGAACAUGGCCAUCGCUCGCAUCCCGCUCGGGUCCAAACCAUCCACCUCCAGAGGGAGGCAAGCAGUGGAGAGACUGGGUGAGAGAUCCUCAACUCACACGGGCAGAGUCCUUCCACGAAGCCACCGGACAAGCAGGCGACGUCUACCUCCUUCACCCGUUCAUGUUGCAUUCUGCCUCGCGCAAUCUCCUGCGUGAACUCCGGAUCAUCACCAACCCUCCAGUCUCUCUCAAAGAGCCCUUCAACUACAACCGACCUGACGGUAAAUACAGUCUUGUAGAACAGAAGACUCUGAAGGACCUGGGGCGACCAGAGGGCUUGUCGGAGUGGAAGAUUACAAGGGAGAGGGAGAUGCUUACUCCCGCGCGUGUGCAGAUACAGGAAGACAUGCGCCAGAAGGAGUUGGAACGAUUGAAACAGGCGGGAUCUUCUGUCACGAAGCUGGGAACGGCCAAGCCACUCGAGUCGCACUAUCCAUCAUGAUGAGCCGCUAUUGAGAGCUUUUUCGUAUAAGUACUCUUACGGCCGGUGAAGAUGAAAGUCAGGCAUAAUGUGGUGAACACUCUCAGUUGUGCUUCUGUUUCAAGACUCGAGUCACUGCAGGACGCCAGAAUUUGUGUCGUCAUUGCAGAGGAAAUAUACGCUCUUAGUUACUGC